UUUACCACAUUAUUCGCAUUCAACGGACCCAACAACUACUUCUUUGGCUGACUAUUAUGGUGAAAAUAUGCAUGCUGAAGAGACUCCAGACGAAAAUGAUAAUAAAAAUAUGACUAGUAACAGUGAUGGUGAAAAUAAAAUUAAUAAAACUGUUGAUUUUGAUGGAGAAAAUUGCGUCUUAGCCGAGGGGAAAGGAAUAGCUUUCAAAACAAAAAAUGGUGAAUUAGAAUAUGCAACUAAUGGAUCGAUAAAGGUUAGAGAAACCAAAGAUAAAGAAAUUAUCAACUUUUCAAUGGUAAAUAUUGAAAAUUUGUCCACUAAAAGAUGCGGUAUCGGAAAUUAUGAGCAAUUCUCCUAUUGUGCCCGAUUAAAAUUUUUUGGUUCUAAAGGAAUUGAUAUCGUCAAAAACAGUACGUUAUUUGAAAGGAACGACCCAAAAAGUAUUUCAGAAUAUAAAAAGAAUUAUAUGCAAGAUAUGGCCCUUGUAAUGAUUGAAGGUUGUGUAAUUUGUGGAAAUUCAAGUAAUCAGCCAAUCACUUUAAAAUUCAUUCAAUUACAUCCAAAAACAAUAAUUUUAAGCACACUUGACCUCGACUUGACAAAAUAUGAUAAUGGCUUUAUUGUUGGCGGUAUAGUUAGCGAACGGUGGGAAAAAUUAGAAAUAUUUUAUUAUUAUUUCUUUAAAGUCUCUGUCCUUCGCGUAAAUCUCUCGAAGAUGAAAUUGAAAUUGCGCCCCUUACGUAACUUUAGAUUAAGAUAUAUUUUUUAUUAUUCCAAAUUUAGAUAUAAACAUAAAUUCAAAAUUGAGAUUGAACAUAGCUGUGAAGGAGAAAAAACUAAACAUGUCAUCAACUUUGCAAGUGAAAUAGACAUAAAGAAUUUGACAUAUCAUGUCUUUGAAAUGCGAGGCUUAAGUAUUAAUUUAACUGGAAAUUCAACAGAAGAGACAUACGAUUGGGAAAAAACUGCGAAUGAAUAUUUUACUCCAAAAAAAGUUGAAGAAUUGAAAACGACGACAGAAAAAGUGCCUACAACAGAGACAAUCAACAAUACAACAGAAGCAACCAAUACGUCUACAACGGAGAAAAUUCCUCUUCCUCCAAAUGGGGUUGGUUUCGGUGGAAUAUAUGAUGAAGAUAAAGAGGGUGAGAAGAAGAAAGAAGAAGACAAGGAGGAUGAAAUUAAGCAGGGAGAGGAAAAUGUUCCGGAACGAAUCUAUUUUGAAGAAACUACUCUUUCGAAUGAUGAAGGCAAAGAAAAUGAACAAAAUAAAAAUGAUGAAAUGACUACAAGUAAACCUGAGGAAGUUAGUACCAAAAUUGAAGAAAUUAAUGAAGAGAAGGGAGAAGAGAAGGAAGAAAUUAAUGAGAAGCUUGAGGAGAAGAAUAAUGAAGAAAAGGAGGGAGGGAAUGAAAAUAAAGAAGAGGAAGAAAAAGAUGAUAAUGAAAGUAAGGAUGAAAUAAUAAAUAAAGGAAAUGAAGAAGAAAAUGAGGAGGAGGAGAAAAAGAAUCUUAAAGAAAAUGAAGGAGAGAAUUAA
Meloidogyne enterolobii is the source of this 1537-nucleotide messenger RNA. NCBI's taxonomy places the organism in Eukaryota, Metazoa, Nematoda, Chromadorea, Rhabditida, Meloidogynidae. The record is from the annotation of a GenBank genome assembly.